Scylla paramamosain (green mud crab) is the source of this 1792-nucleotide messenger RNA. Its product is annotated as transmembrane protein 179-like. The record is from RefSeq and is a predicted model, not a curated record. Bases 465 to 1118 code for a protein of 217 amino acids. The transcript has 5 exons. NCBI's taxonomy places the organism in Eukaryota, Metazoa, Arthropoda, Malacostraca, Decapoda, Portunidae.
CAGACAGGCACUCAACCUUGUGUUUAUUACUGUUACACUAUUCUAAAAGGUUCUUCUAAGCGCUUGUAUACUUUGGUGAAAUGAAAAUGCGGUGUGGUAGGAAAACUUGGAAUAACUUAAAUACUGAGGAAUAACGGAGCCGGAAAAUAUUACUAGUAGAGCAGAGAAAAUAGCAUAAGGAAAUAUCUUAUGACAAUUCUUCUUAAUAACCCAGCUAGCGUACAAGGGAGGAAGAUAUCUAUGCUAUGACCAGAAGAAACUUUGUCGUAAUGAGAGCAGAGCGCGAGCCAGGCAGAGGUAAAGAUCAAGAUUAGUGCCGUGGAAAAGACGUAAACAAUGAAAUGAAUGCGCGCGCAGACUGAUAAGGCCACAAGAGGAAGGAGAGGAAGACGGGAGUGUAAAGUUUGUUUCUAAGACCCGUGACUCGUAUGACCCCUAGCUUGGUGUGACCUGAUCCUGCCGCCAUGGUCCUGAACAACGUGCUGGUGCUGUCACAGGUCACCACGUACCUGCUGGCUCUCCUUCUGGCGCUGUGCAUUAUAUUCCCUAUCUCCUUCCACCUCGGCGACUUCAAGGGCCACUGUCUUCUCUUCAGCAACGGCACCUGGGGGGAAACAGGCCAACUUAAGGUAUCCUGGGCAUCACAGGCCUUCUGUGACUACAACCUGGCCUGGGCGGGUCUGUCGCUCCUGGUUGCCCUCGUACAGAUCUAUCGUUUUGUGAUUCAGCUUUGUCGAGUCACAGAGAGUACCUUCCUAAGCGCGUUCUUCGAUGUGGUGUUGAGCCUGUUGAUGUCCUUGGCGGCUAUUACUGGGGCUCUCAUCAUCACCAUCGGAUACCAGACGUGGUGCAAUGCUAUCAUGAUGAGAUUUGAGGCGUGUGAGGACGCAACAAUCAACACUAUCGACAAAGCAGACGACAUAGACACUCGUAUGUUCUACACCCAUUUUGGCACAGCACAGUUUGGUGCAUGGACAGCCUGGGUGUGCUGGGUCGGCCUGACAAUGUUCGCAAUGCUCAAGCUAUGCAAGUACCACCAGCAGGAGAAUAUUCGGGUGUCAAUGGCCAGGGAACGGGCUCGCCUAGUCUCUGAUCGACACUCUCAGAUCAGCGGAUGAUCGGAUGGUUCUUGGCCGGACAGCUGCUGAGUCUUCCUGUCAAAUUUCCAAGCUUGACAUUAUUUUCCUGUUGAUUUUCCUCUCUCAGGUUUUUUUCCCAUUCUUGUUUUUUUUUUCCUCUCAGAUUUUUUCCUCUUCUUAUUUAUUUCAUUUUUUUUUCUGCUUCCAUUUUUGUUUUUCUGUCAAAUUGCACCUGUUUUUUUUUCUCUCUCUUUUUCCCCUCUUGUUUUCCUAUUGAGUUUUUCUGUCUCUACUGUCCACCUUCCUAGCUCUCUAUCUUUUUUUUUCUUUUCUUUUUUUUGGUGUGUGUGUGUGUGUGUGUUUGUAUACAUAGAUGUACAUAGUUGAGUUAUAUCCUGGAGAUGUGUGUGUGUGUGUGUGUGUAAGAGAGGGAGAGAGUGUGUUUUCAUAUCUCUCUCUCUCUCUCUCUCUCUCUCUCUCUCUCUCUCUCUCUCUCUCUCUCUCUCUCUCUCUCUCUCUCUCUCUCUCUCUCUCUCUCUCUCUCUCUCUCUCUCUCUCUCUCUCAUAUUUGAACAAGUAAACACAUCUUACUUUUUCACAUUGCACUUAGAAAAAAAAACACACACACACACACACACACACACACACACACACACACACACACACACACACACACACACACACACACACACACACACACACACACACACACA